This is a messenger RNA of Cynoglossus semilaevis (tongue sole), 6266 nucleotides long. RefSeq names its product activating molecule in BECN1-regulated autophagy protein 1. Gene Ontology annotation, biological process: mitophagy; autophagosome assembly. Gene Ontology annotation, cellular component: Cul4-RING E3 ubiquitin ligase complex; intracellular membrane-bounded organelle. Gene Ontology annotation, molecular function: protein binding; ubiquitin-like ligase-substrate adaptor activity. NCBI's taxonomy places the organism in Eukaryota, Metazoa, Chordata, Actinopteri, Pleuronectiformes, Cynoglossidae. The record is from RefSeq and is a predicted model, not a curated record.
AAAAAGAGACGAGAAGAAUUCUGUUGCUAACUAGCAACUAGCUAGUUUCGCAGUAGCAGUUUCUGCGUCGGGCAGCUAAUAAAACAAUGGACCAAUGCGGCAGUAAAAGUGUAUGGCUACAUGAAUGUUGAAGUUUGAUGUCAGCGGUGCCAACUACUUAUAAUGACCCGGAACCUCUGAUGUAAAGGCCGGGCCGGUUUUUAUUUUCGGUCACAUUUUCCUUUUUUCCUCCGUAGUUAGCCUUUUAGCCCGUUAAUGAUGGUGGAGCCAGAGAGCAGCGACAGAAAAGCUUAAAUUCUUUAUGGAGACAGACUGGCAGCAGUGGCAGUGAGCAGUUAAUCACCUGAGGCCACGGGUACAACAACAUGGCGUCUCGUCAUAGGAACUCGGUGCGCAUCCUGUCCAACAGGGAGCGUGGUUCUCAGACGUUUGGAUCUCAGCGGCUCCUUCAGUUACUGGUGGAGGAGAAAGUCCGGUGGAUGAAAUGGCAGAGUCAGAAGGUGGAGUUGCCUGACAGUCCUCGAUCUACUUUCCUGCUCGCGUUCAGCCCUGACAGGACACUGAUGGCUUCCACACAUGUCAACCACAACAUUUACAUAACGGAGGUGAAGACAGGAAAGUGCCUACAUUCCUUAGUGGGCCACCGUAGAACCCCCUGGUGUGUUACCUUCCACCCCACAAUACCCGGCCUUGUGGCCUCUGGGUGCCUUGAUGGUGAAGUCCGCAUCUGGGACCUUCAUGGUGGCAGUGAGAGCUGGUUUACAGAAAGUAACGUGGCCAUCGCCUCAUUGGCCUUCCACCCCACUGCUCAGCUCCUCCUCAUCGCCACCAACAACGAACUCCAUUUCUGGGACUGGAGUCGACCUGAACCCUUUGCUGUAGUCAAGACGGGCAGUGACACAGAGAGAGUGCGGUUGGUGAGAUUUGAUCCUCUGGGUCACAACCUGCUGACAGCAAUAGUCAAUCCGUCCAAUCAGCAGAACGACGAGGAUGCCGAGGUUCCCAUGGACAGUGUGGAGAUGCCACACUUUCGCCAGCGCUCCUUCCUGCCAACACAACCAGUGCGCCGUACACCGAUCCUCCACAACUUCCUUCACAUCCUGUCAUCCCGCUCCCCGGCAGCUCAGGUUGGAGGCGAGCAGCCCACACGCGGGUCUCCCCUGGGGGAUAGUGGAAGUAAUGUCGGGGAGUCUCCCAGCAUUCCUCUGGCUCAGUACCCGGGCUCAGAACGCGGACCCCCCUUUCCUGGCUGCACUCAGCACCUGGGCAUGGUUUGUCUGUGCAGUCGCUGCUCAGCCAAUCGAAAUCCUUCGCUGUCCACCAACAGCUCCAUCAUGACCCAGUCAGGUCCCCGGACCUCGCCUGAUGCUCCCACACCUCCCCCAACCUCCACCUUCUCUUCGGCCCGUACUGAGCCCAGACAGCCUUCAGAGCGAACCUCGGCCUUCACCUCCGUCUACUACAGCGCCGGUUCUUCUCUUAACCCCUCCAUGCCGCACCCCGCCACCAGAACAGGACCAGACUGGACUCGCAAUCUGUUAAGCAUGAGGGAAGGUGGUGUCGGUCCAGUGAUGCUGCCUCCCAGAACCUCCUCUUCCUCUUCCAUCAGCCUUCUUUCAGUGCUCCGUCAGCAGGAUGGCUCUUCCCACUCGCCUGUUUACACUUCUGCCACUGAGGGGCGGGGUUAUCCCCAACAAGGAGAAGCGGGAGCCCGGGACGCUGCCGGAACCAGCAGUGGACACCACCCCUUCUGGGACGGCUCUCGUGGCAACACUGCCUCGUUCCGUAACGUGCUGCAGUGCAACCUGAGCCGCUACUUCAUGGAGUUUGACCGCAUGCAGGACCUGGAGCCCCCACUAGGUGGUGCCAUGUCAGACAGAGGACAGGAGCAAAGUCAAGAGUUACUGAACAACAACAUGGACCCAAACAGACCAGGGCCAUCCUCGUCCCUCUCUUCCUCCUCCACCCCCACCAUUAUUCACUACCAGCCUCCUCUUCCUCCUCCCCUCGCCUCCCACGUCCCGGAGAACAACGGCCCUCCCCUAUCCUCCAGAGGCCACCUGAACCGUUGCCGGGCCUGUCACAACCUACUGACAUUCAAUCAUGACUCGCAGCGCUGGGAACGAACCAACCAGGCCUCCUCCACCUCCGCCUCGACCCUGGACCCCUCCUCCUCUUCCUCUUCUUCCUCACCCUUUCCUGCUGCUGCUUCACCUUCAGCUCCGUGGCAGCAUGAUGAAAGCAGGAGGACACUCGAAGUCCAAAAUCCAGAAAGGAGGCUGCCACUAGACUCUAUUGAGCAACCACACCCUCCUGUAGGUGGCGCAGCAGGAGCAGUUACCUUUCCAAUUGCCCCGUCCACCAGCCAGCCAGGAGAGCAGACGGUGGGCUUGGUCUACAACCAGGACACAGCGCAGUGGGAGCGGGUGUACCGACAGGCCGCCGCUGGUCGAUCAGCAGAACCACCUGAGACCUUAAGCCAAGAAAUGCCUGUUGAUCCUCCUGAUGAAGACUCCCUGAGGAGGCGAUUGUUGGAAUCGUCACUUUUAUCCUUGUCUCGCUACGACAUGUCAGGAUCCAGAGAUCACCCCAUUUAUCCUGAUCCAGCCAGACUGUCUCCAGCUGCUUACUACGCCCAGAGGAUGAUCCAGUACCUGUCCAGACGGGACAGCAUCCGCCAGCGCUCACUUCGUUACCAGCAGAACCGGCUGCGGGCCAUGUCCACAUCGUCCGACAGCCCUGCCAACAACCCGUCCAACUCCAUGGACAACAGUGAGGUGGACUUUGAGGAGCUGGAUGACACUGGAGACAGAGCCAGACAUAGGACGCCACGCAACGCUAGGAUGUCUGCACCGUCUCUGGGUCGCUUUGUUCCACGGCGGUUCUUCCUCCCUGAAUACUUGCCCUACGCUGGAAUCUUCCAUGAGCGGGGGCAGCCCGGUCUGGCCACACACUCCUCCGUCAACAGAGUCCUAGCAGGGGCGUCCAUCGGGGACGGCCAGUCUGCGGUGGCCAGCAACAUCGCCAACACCACCUACAGGCUGCAGUGGUGGGACUUCACCAAGUUUGACCUACCAGAGGUCAGCAACGCUUCUGUCAACGUUCUGGUGCCAAACUGUAAAAUCUACAACGAUGCGAGCUGCGACAUCUCUGCAGACGGUCAGCUGCUGGCCGUUUUUAUUCCUAGCAGUCAGCGGGGGUUUCCCGACGAGGGCAUUCUGGCCAUUUACUCUUUGGCUCCUCACAACCUGGGAGAGAUGCUCUACACCAAGAGAUUUGGUCCAAAUGCCAUCUCUGUCAGCUUGUCUCCCUUGGGCUGCUAUGUGAUGGUUGGUCUGGCCUCACGCAGGAUCCUGCUGCAUCCUAACACUGACCACAUGGUGGCGCAAGUUUUCCGCCUACAGCAGCCACAUGGAGGAGAGACGUCCAUCAGGAUGGUCUUCAACGUGGUCUACCCUAUGGCUCCAGACCAGCGGCGCCACGUCAGCAUCAACUCGGCUCGUUGGCUCCCAGAUCCGGGAAUGGGUCUGGCUUAUGGGACCAACAAGGGAGACCUGGUCAUCUGUCGGCCUGUGUUCUACCGCAGUGAUGGUGAGAACCCUGGAGAGUCGAACCUGGAACCUUUGUUUUCUGUCAACAACAGUGGAACCAGUCGGAGUCGAGGUUCUGAAAGAUCAGGUCCAAACCGCUCCAGUUGGAGGCUGGACAGAGACAUGGGAUUGAUGAACGCCAUUGGUCUCCAGCCCAGACAUCCCACCCCCUCUGUGACAUCACAGGGAACACAGACGCCAAUCGUCCAGCUGCAGAACGCCGAGACACAAACGGAGAGGGAGCAGGAACCAGAACCCAGUGUGUCUGGACCUCCCCCAGAGACUCCUUCUACAAGUGGAGCGGCUCAGGGGGGGCUGCAGGAGUCUGAGAGCAGCCGGUCUCUGGGGGGCGUUCAGAGUGAGCCUCAAGCUGAUGCUAACUCGUCCACACCUGCUGGUGAGUCCUCAGAGUUUGGUUCCGGUGAAGAUGCCCUGGCCAGGAUCCGCAGGUUAAUAGCAGAGGGCGGGAUGACGGCGGUGGUGCAGCGGGAGCAGAGCACCACCAUGGCCUCUAUGGGUGGAUUUGGGAACAACAUCAUCGUCAGCCACCGUAUCCACCGCGGCUCUCAGACUGGCACCGGGGCCUCAAGACCUGCCUUUGACCCUACCACGUGUGAUACCCCCUCCACCUCCUCCGCCUCCUCCUCUGGACCGCUCCUCAUCACUCAGCUUCAGGACCAGCCACACCUGACUUCCCCGGUGUCCCCUACAUCCACUGAAGCCCCUCCCUCUACAUGGGGUCCAGAGGUGCUGUCUGGCCCAGCGCCCCCUGGACUUUCUGUGGCUGUGGGAGUGGAUGAUGUUUUUGGUGGAGGGGAGUUUUUGGUGGGGGGGGUUGAGGACUCUCUGCCAGGUCCUUCUUCCUCCUCCUCCUCCCAGCUGCUGUCUUCCACUUCCUUUUCACCUUCUCUGUCAUCUUUCCACAGCAGCAGCAGUGGCGGUGGAGGGGGAGACAACAACACCCCCCCCACUGUCCCAUAACACAGGGACUUCUCCCAUUGGCCCAGAGCAGCAGAGCGCUGGCUGAUCAGUUCCUGGUUCUCCUUUGAAAAGCCUUAUAUGACAAAGAAAAAACAUGGUGCUGCUUCAACUCUACGAGGCUUCUUGCCUGGAACACAGAAAGUAACACAAAGAGCCCCCUCUCACCCUUCCCUUACCUGGGAAGGGUGAGGGAAGGGUCCCUGAGUGGUUUGCACUUAUUAAAUCUGGACUGAAAGUGAACAGGACUCUCCUGGUCUAAAAGGGCUUAGACCUGGACAGGGUCUCGGUGUAACGUACAGGUGGACAGACAGACCACCAGGUCCCUGUGUCAAAGUGCCACGACUGGGGGGGUGGGGCAGUAGUGGGUGGGCGGGGUUUUCUGGUACAUAGUGUUAAAUCAGUAGUGAGUUUAACUCCACUUUACUUUGGUGUCAUGUCUGUGAUUAUGACCUGUGAGGAGACUCCUGGAGGAGGCCACGCCCACACCAUCACCAAUCAGUGACUGAGGACACUAACACCUGACUCCACUGCAUGUCUUCUCAAAUAACGCUGCAGUUCAUCAAACACAACAAUUAUUUUAAAAAAAAAAAAAAAAAAAGGGCUGAAGAGGAUGGGAGCUAACUGUCUGUGUGUCCAGUCCCAGGUAAAGGCACAGUUCAGGUUCUGUGAGGGGCUGUGGUCCAGUGGGUUCAGUCAUAUGAAGAUUUUAUGCCUCUGGAAUAUCCUAAGGACACGUCCACCUGUCAGUCAUCACGUUCAGCCUGAGGUCUACAGACUGCUCACCGUCAGUCGUGACAGCGUUCAGCCUGAGGUCUACAGACUGCUGCCUGGUUUGUGGCGCUGAACUAAAUCAGUGAAGUGUUUAAAAAAUGUUAUGACUGAACAUUUUAUGUUUGUUACUGGGCUGACCUGAAGAUGGCGCUCCUCACCUGCCCUCAUUGCUCUGUUCACAGCCAGCCUUUGCAGUCGGUUCAAUUCUAAAACAGUUUUUGACCAUGGUUUCAUGUGUUAACCAAAGCAGACAUCUGGAGCAGGACUGUGAUUGGGUAUCUCCACACUAAGCCCCGCCCCCUCCCUGCCGCCUGAAGAGAAAACUUGAAUUGUCUUUUUUUUUUCAUUUUGAAAACUUUACUUUUCUCCUCUUCAGCCUGAUGAAGAUAGUGACGACGAUGACGAUGAAGAUAUUACUGUACAGACUCCAAGGCUGUGUUUUUUAUUUUGCCUGUUUUUUAUGGUGAUUCCACACUGGUGUAGUCAUCAUCACACAGCUACGUAGACGUUCAUGUACUGCUUUCGUUUCAUUGGUGUGUGUGUGUGUGUGUUUGGAGGAGGGGGGGGGGUUGCCUGGAAAUCAUGGGCUGGGCAGUAGUGGAACUAUGAAAUGGCAAGGAUAUACGGGAGGAGGAGUCUUGACUGGAUCUGUCCAGAGACACUGUGUGCUUCAAGACCAGACGUUUACUGAAGAUUUUUGGUUUCAUUUUUAUAACUUUUAUUUCCUACAGGUGAGAUCAGCCGGUCGACCUGCCGGGCCACUGCGUGGAGGCAGAGCCAGCUGCAUGUGAGGGAGAGAAAAAGAGAGGGAGAGAAAAAAAGAGGGAAAGUUGAAGGAGCCACGGCAGGUGACACAAAACAAACUGGUCUGACUCUGAAUGCUCCUCCUGGCUUUACUUGAUUAAUGAACCUUUUGAAAAACCA